Molecule: messenger RNA, 3854 nt
Organism: Periophthalmus magnuspinnatus
Lineage: Eukaryota; Metazoa; Chordata; Actinopteri; Gobiiformes; Gobiidae
Product: atrial natriuretic peptide receptor 1
Exons: 23
Coding region: 268-3474 (1068 amino acids)
Biological process (GO): intracellular signal transduction; protein phosphorylation; cGMP biosynthetic process
Cellular component (GO): membrane
Molecular function (GO): ATP binding; protein kinase activity; guanylate cyclase activity
Source: RefSeq, a predicted model, not a curated record
GUCUACUGGAGCCUGUGGCCAGAGGAGGACACAACAGAGUGGACUUUACCGGUGCACGUUUUACUGAGCUAUUUGACGUUUUGCGCUCGUUUGGAUUCGGGGUUUGGGAGGUUUUAUUUUGAGUUUGGGCCUUUAUCGGAGCGUCACAGAGCUACGGGGCUGGCUGGACCAGCUCUAGACCCGGUUUGGAACGUGUUAAUGCACGGGCUGCUGUGAGCAGCACCAUCUGUAGGUGAUGCAUGCUCUCUAGCCCCGCCCCCUGACACAAUGCUGCGCUCUCAUUGGCCGGUCCUGCUCCUCUGGCUUCUCCCCUCUGGUUGUGUCUUGGAGCAGGAGGUUUGUCUUGCUGUGAUCCUACCGCACUCAAAUACAGAAUAUGCAUGGGCAUGGCCUCGCGUAGGUCCCGCCCUGAUGGCGGCGGUCCAUCGAGUUAACUCUGACCGCUGGCUGCUCCCUGGUAUCACACUGCGCCUCGUGAAUGGCAGCUCGGAGAAUGCUGCCGGCUUCUGCUCAGAUUCCAUAGCGCCUCUGGUGGCCGUGGACCUGAAGCUGGCCGUGGACCCGUGGGCCUUCAUCGGGCCCGGAUGCGACUACUCCUCCUCGCCUGUCGCCCGCUUCACCACGCACUGGCAGGUUCCCAUGGUUACAGCUGGUGCUCGGGCCAUUGGGUUUGAAGAGUACAACGUGACCAACACCGGCCCCACACACAGGAGGCUGGGCGAGCUCGGGCUUAACAUACAGGAGACGUUUGGCUGGAGGAACAGAGCCAUGCUGCUGUUCAGUGAUAACACAGACUCCAACGACGACCGCUCGUGUUACUUCGCUGUGGAGGGUUUGUACACAAGGCUCCAGAAGCAGAACAUCACAGUCCGGGACCACAUCAUCAACUCCGAGACCAACUACAGAGCACUGGUGCAAGAUGUGAUGGAGAAUGGGAGAGUGGUGUACGUGUGCUGUGGAGUCUCUGUCUUCCGGGCUCUUCUCCUUCAGUUCUAUAGAGACGUUCCGUUCAUCCACGAGUUUGUCUUCUUCUACAUCGACUUGUUCGGAGAGAGUCUCGGAUCGGGUCUAGACCAGGACCUAGACCAGGACCCAGACCAAGACCCGGACUUGGACAAUCCCAGGAGUGGUCCAGACCUAGUCUUUCCCUGGCGCAGAGGUGAUAGAGAGGAUGCAGAGGCUCGGCAGGCUUUCAGGUUUGUGAAGAUCAUCUCGUACUUCCAGCCUCAGACACAGCAGUACUCACAGUUUGUCCAAGAUCUACAACGAGAUGCAGGAGACAUGUUCAACUUCACCAUCACACGCUCUCUGUUUAAUGUCAUCGCUGGGGGCUUCUAUGACGCCGUGCUGCUCUUCUCUUUGGCAUUGAAUGAGUCUCUGCCGGAUCUGAACCGAACUGAGACCCAGACCGGGAUUCGGUACCUCAGGCCUCAGAGGGACGUGGUGACGCCCAGAAUGUGGAACCGAAGCUUCACAGGUAUUAUGGGUGAAGUGCAGAUGGAUGCUCUCGGGGACAGAGAGUUGGACUUCACUGUUUGGGACAUGACCGACCUCAGCUCCGCCCACUUUCAGAUGGUGGCGCUGUACAACGGCAGCAUUAAGCAACUGGUGUGGCAGAGGGGCCGGAGAUUCCAGUGGCCAGGUGGAGUCCCGCCCCCCGACACACCUGAGUGCGGCUUCAAGAACGACAAGCCCGAAUGUCUUGCUCGCACAGUGUCGAUGCAGCAGCUCGUCUCUAUCGUCAUCUGCUUUGUCUUCAUUAUCAUCAUUACCAUCACAGUCUUCAUCUACAGGAAGUUGCGUCUGGAGAGUGAGUUGGCAGCUCAGCUGUGGAGAGUGAACUGGGACGACGUCCAGAUCAGCUGCGGCGACAGAGGACUGCGGCGAGCGGCAAGCAGACUGACCAUCUCCAUGAAAGGUUCAAACUACGGUUCCUUGAUCACUGUGGAGGGAAACCUGCAGAUCUACACCAAGACUGGAUACUACAAGGGAAACUUGGCGGCGAUAAAAUACAUGAAUAAGAAGCGCAUCGAACUGACCCGUAGUCUGCUGUUUGAACUCAAACAUAUGCGGGACGUGCAGAAUGAACAUUUGACCCGUUUCCUCGGCGCCUGCAUUGACUCGCCCAACUCCUGCAUCAUCACAGAGUACUGCCCCCGUGGGAGCCUCCAGGACCUGAUGGAGAGUGACAGCAUCACUCUGGACUGGAUGUUCAGAUACUCACUCAUCAACGACAUCGUCAAGGGCAUGUCGUUCCUUCACAGCAGUGUAAUUCUCUCUCAUGGAAACCUGAAGUCUUCAAACUGUGUAGUGGACUCUCGUUUUGUGUUGAAGAUCACAGACUAUGGAUUGAGCAGUCUGAGGAGCACCAAGAGCGAAGACACGCACGCCUCAUACGCACGUAAACUGUGGACAGCCCCAGAGCUACUGAGGGCCCCUCACAGCUCCCCCUGUGGAACGCAGAAGGGAGACGUCUACAGCUUCAGCAUCAUCCUCCAAGAGCUUGCCCUGCUCAGAGGGCCAUUCUACUUGGAGGACAGCACCCUGGGGCCCAAAGAGAUCAUUGAAGGGCUGCUGUCAGACUUGUCCCCCCCUCUGAGGCCCUCUCUUGGGGCUCAGGCUCAGACGGAGCUGGGGCUCCUCAUGAGACGCUGCUGGAGCCCAGAGCCGAGUGAGAGACCGGACUUUAGCACCAUCAAGAUCUUACUGCGCAAACACAACCGUGGCUAUGGUCCAAACAUCUUAGAUAACCUGCUCUCUCGGAUGGAGCAGUACGCCAAUAACCUGGAAGAGCUGGUGGAGGAGAGGACUCAGGCAUAUCAUGAGGAGAAGAGGAAGGCUGAGACGCUGCUGUACCAGAUCCUACCCCACUCUGUGGCGGAGCAGUUGAAGCGGGGGCAGACGGUUCAGGCUGAAGCGUUUGACUCCGUCACCAUUUAUUUCAGUGACAUCGUCGGGUUCACUGCGCUCAGCGCUGAGAGCACGCCACUACAGGUGGUGACGCUGCUGAACGACCUGUACACCUGUUUCGAUGCCAUCAUUGACAACUUCGAUGUCUACAAGGUAGAGACAAUCGGUGAUGCAUACAUGGUGGUCUCAGGGCUCCCAGUGAGAAAUGGUAAACUCCAUGCGCCACAGAUCGCUCACAUGUCUCUGGCUCUGCUCCGCGCUGUCGCCAACUUCACCAUCCGUCACCGUGACGACCACAAGAUCCGUCUCCGCAUCGGCAUCCACACAGGUCCAGUGUGUGCGGGGGUGGUGGGGCUAAAGAUGCCCAGGUACUGUCUGUUUGGAGAUACAGUGAACACAGCGUCCAGGAUGGAGUCUACAGGAGAAGCUUUGAAGAUCCACGUUUCAGAGGCAACUCGUUUGAUUCUGUCCGAGUUUCCUGAGUUUCACCUUCAGCCGCGAGGAGACAUUGAAGUCAAAGGAAAGGGACGCAUGAGGACCUACUGGCUCUUGGACCGGGACUGAACCAGGACUAAAGCAGGACUAAACUGUGACUGGACCAGGACAAGACCAUGUCUAAAGCAGGAUUAAAGCAGGACUAGACCAGGACCUACUGACACCUGGACUGGGACAGAACCAAUCCUGGUUUAGUUCGGAGUAAAUCAGGCCUAAAAUGCGAUUCUACUGGUUUCUGGAGCAGGACUAAAGCAGGAUUGACCCAGGGCUAAAGUAUGACUAAACUGGGACUAGACCAGGAUUAAUCUGGGACUACAUCGGAACUAGACCAGGACAACAAAGACUAGACACUUGAUUGAACAGGGAUUCUGCCAGGACAGCCUUCUUUCAAACUCAACUGCUGAUUUUGUGUUUUGUACAUACAUGUAAUAAAUCACAUUUUUAAAGUG